AUGACUUCCCGGGACCAGCUGGUACAGCAGGUGUUGCAGGAACUGCAGGAGGCAGUGGAGUCCGAAGGCCUGGAGGGGCUUGUGGGAACCGCCAUCGAAGCCAAGCAGGUCUUGUCUUCCUUUGCCCUUCCCCAAUGCCGGGAAGGGUGUCCCAGCCCGCAGGUGCUGCAGGUGGACCCAGUGGCCAUGAGCCUGUACCCAGAGGAUGCUCCGCGGAACAUGCUGCCCUUGGUGUGCAAGGGCGAGGGCAGCCUGCUGUUCGAGGCGGCCAGCAUGCUGCUGUGGGGCAACACGGGCCUCAGCCUGGAGCUGCGUGCGCGCACCGUGGUGGAGAUGCUGCUGCAUCGCCACUACUACCUCCAGGGCAUGAUUGACUCCAAAGUGAUGCUGCAGGCCGUGCGCUACUCCCUGUGCUCCGAGGAGUCCCCCGAGAUGACCAGCCUGCCCUCCACCACGCUGGAGGCCAUCUUCGACGCGGACGUCAAGGCCACCUGCUUCCCCAGCAGCUUCUCUAACGUGUGGCACUUGUACGCGCUCGCCUCAGUGCUGGAGCGCAACGUUUACUCCAUCUAUCCCAUGCGCAACCUUAAGAUCCGGCCUUACUUUAACCGGGUCAUCAGGCCUCGCCGCUGUGACCACACGCCCUCCACGCUGCACAUCAUGUGGGCAGGCCAGCCGCUCAGCAGCCACCUCUUCCGCCACCAGUACUUUGCCCCGGUGGUGGGUCUGGAGGAAGUGGAGGUGGAGAGUGUGGCCAGUCUGGGCCCGGGCCCUGCAGCUCUGCCCGCCCUGCCUCCUCCAGCCAAGACCCUGGAGCUGCUCAACCGCGAGCCUGGCCUCAGCUACUCGCACCUCUGCGAGCGCUAUGUCACCAAGAGCACCUUCUACCGCUGGCGGCGCCAGUCCCAGGAGCACCGGCAGAAGGUGGCCACCCGCUUCUCGGCCAAGCACUUUCUGCAAGACAGCUUCCACCGCGGGGGCGUGGUGCCGCUGCAGCAGUUCCAGCAGCGCUUCCCCGAGAUCUCCCGAUCCACCUACUACGCCUGGAAGAACGAGCUGCUGGGCUCCGCCUUCGUUCAGGCCCUGGCGCCCAGGCAGACGCUGGCCAUGAAGCAGCCGGAGGAGCAGCUGGGGGAGCAGGGUGCCAACGGGCUGGAGUGCCCGCUCCCAAGCCCUGGAGUGUUUGUGAUGCAACGGGCCAAGCUGUACCUGGAGCACUGCAUCUCCCUCAACGUUCUGAUUCCCUAUCGCUGCUUCAAGCGCAGGUUCCCUGGCAUCUCCCGGUCCACCUACUACAACUGGCGUCGAAAGGCCCUCCGGAGGAACCCCAACUUUAAGCAGGCAUCGUCUGUCUCGGUAGCAGAGGAUCCCCAAACAGUCCCUGCAGAAGUAGUGUCUCCAUCCUCCUGUAAGAGCGAGGAGGGAGAAGGGCUAGGGAGAAGCACCAACGAGGGGGCUCUGGCGCCCCGGGAGCCCCUACCCUUGAAAAUGCCCUUGCCUCGCUGGCAGAGACGGCUGCGCAGGGCCGCCCGCAAGCAGGUGCUAAGUGGGCACCUUCCUUUCUGCCGCUUCCGUCUCCGCUACCCUAGCCUGUCACCGUCCACCUUCUGGGCCUGGAAGAGUCUUGCCCAGCGCUGGCCCAGAAGCCUGUCCAAACUCCAGAGGGAGGUCCCUGCCUUGAGCAAACGAAGGGCAUUAGAGGCCCAAGGGAGGCCAGAGAAGGAAGCUGGCAGCAGUGUGACAGACAAGGCGACCUCACCCAAGGGAGAGCUACAGGAGGAGCCUUCAACAGAGAGGAUGGGAGAGCCUUCCAGAGAGGAGGCCCUAGGAGAAGAGGUCACCGCCCAUGGUGGGUCCCCAUCACACUACCCUGUGACGGCUGUGGAUGACAGGGAUGACCCAGUGCUGGUGAUGGAUAUGAUCACCACCACCAAGUUCAAGGCCCAGGCCAAGCUGUUUUUACAAAAGCGCUUCCAGUCUAAGAGCUUCCCUUCAUACAAGGAGUUCAGCACACUCUUUCCCCUCACUGCUCGCUCCACGUAUUACAUGUGGAAGCGGGCACUCUAUGAUGGCCUCACCCUGGUCGAUGGCUGA
Elephantulus edwardii (Cape elephant shrew) is the source of this 2094-nucleotide messenger RNA. It is a transcript of the gene VRTN, whose product is annotated as vertebrae development associated. The transcript has a single exon. The coding region runs from base 1 to 2094 and encodes 697 amino acids. Gene Ontology annotation, biological process: regulation of transcription by RNA polymerase II. The record is from RefSeq and is a predicted model, not a curated record. Lineage: Eukaryota; Metazoa; Chordata; Mammalia; Macroscelidea; Macroscelididae. Gene Ontology annotation, cellular component: chromatin.